Molecule: messenger RNA, 1421 nt
Organism: Vicia villosa (hairy vetch)
Lineage: Eukaryota; Viridiplantae; Streptophyta; Magnoliopsida; Fabales; Fabaceae
Exons: 2
Coding region: 184-1215 (343 amino acids)
Source: RefSeq, a predicted model, not a curated record
AUAUCAUAUCCAAAUAAACAAAUUAUAUAUAUUAAAAUUAAAAUAAAAAAAGCACAACCUUAUUCCUCUGAAUCUCAAUUCAUGCGUCGAAGUUUUGCCCAGCGAUUCUUUCAACGUAAAGGUGCGAGAAAAUAAAGAGCACAAAAUCCUUUAGAGAAUCUGCAGUCAAGAGUGGAUAAAGAAAUGGCAUCGAUGUUAACUCAUACCCAUCACAUAUUACGUACCUCCGCUUUCUCGACGCCACGUUCUAGAAGUCAAGGAUUAUUGAAAUCUGGAAAAUCGCUCCAACUCCAACGAUUCAAUUUUCCUAGUAUUCGCAUUAAUCAAUCCUUCAUACGCUGCACAAAGUUAACUCCAUGGGAGCCAUCGCCCGUUUCGUACGCUCCUACUGAUGAUCAAAGCGAUAAUUUCUUGCAGAGUACCGCCGAUAUAUUUGAAACCCUUGAAUCUAGUCAAGUAGCCGAGUCACCAACAGUAAACGCUGAAGGGCUUAUGGAGAAAAACGAUCAGCCAGGCCCGGAGCUUCAGUUUAUCAAGUGGCCGAUGUGGCUUCUCGGCCCUGCCGUUCUCCUUGCGACAGGCAUGGUCCCAACUUUAUGGUUACCAAUAUCUUCAAUCUUUCUAGGUUCCAAUAUAGCGAGCUUACUUUCCUUGAUUGGACUCGAUUGCAUCUUUAACCUCGGUGCAACACUUUUUCUCCUCAUGGCCGAUUCAUGCUCAAGACCUAAACAUCCAACGCAAGACUGCAAAAGCAAGGCUCCCUUCAGUUACCAGUUCUGGAACAUUGUUGCUACCUUCACCGGAUUCAUUGUCCCGCUUGCAACAAUGUUUAUAGCUCAAAAGGGCUUUCUCAAACCUCAACUACCUUCCAUCUCAUUCGCGGUUCUGCUAGGUCCUUAUCUUCUUCUUUUGUCAGUACAGGUUCUGACCGAGUUGUUAACUUGGCACUGGCAAUCACCAGUCUGGCUCGUUACACCUAUCAUCUACGAGUCGUACCGUGUCUUACAGCUAAUGAGGGGAUUAAAACUCGGUGUUGAGCUAAGUGCACCGGAAUGGGUGAUGCAUACAAUUAGAGGUCUGGUUUGCUGGUGGGUGCUUGUUCUCGGUCUGCAGCUCAUGAGGGUUGCUUGGUAUGCCGGGUUAACUGCUCGAGCGCGUAAGGAUCAAACGUCUUCUUCUGAUACUUCUGCUACUAAUGGUAUUGGUGCUAAUUAACACCAUUGUAAACAAAUAGUUAGUUAUUAUGGUUAUUUUCACUGGCCUAUAGUGAUAAAAACUGAUAGUGAUACAUAUUUAAAAGCUAUAUAUACAGAUUAGUUAGAUGCCAGAAUUCUAUUUUUACUGGCUUUUACCUUUGUGCUUGGAUGCAAAUUGUUCCUGUGUCAUAAACUGGUCUCAUGAAUCUUAAUGUCUUUACAUAA